AUGCGUCCAGACCGCCAGCCAAGCCCCGGCGAUGCGCUCGACCAGGCGCCUCCUGGCCUGACGUCUGUUUCAACCGCAUCGAAUCACGUCGUGCAACUGAGCGCGCCCUCUACUCGUCAAGUGCCUGGGGCCUCGCACGAGGUCAGGAAUCAAGCCGGCUCGGGCUGCACCGCCGUCAGCUGCCUUGGGGUGCACGACACGAGGGGUGAUGGCCUUGGACCCCGAGUUGCGGUCAUUCCGCAGCCAGCGUCAGCAUUGUCCAUUUCUUCUCACGAGAGCAGAAAUGUGGAAAUGGCUGAACGGCCCGUCCUUCUGGACGUCAAGGCAAGGAUCAAGAAUCCUCCGGGAUUCCGAGCCAUGCACGCAUCAAUCUUACCCCAGCCGGUGGGACAUCGGUGUCUUUGCAGGGCUGAAGAAGUCGCCGAAUCAGCCUCCAGACGUUACACAUCUACUCUACAGCACCUCAACAUUGGGAGCAAGUUCUGCCGUUAA
Mytilinidion resinicola is the source of this 492-nucleotide messenger RNA. RefSeq lists its product as uncharacterized. The record is from RefSeq and is a predicted model, not a curated record. Bases 1 to 492 code for a protein of 163 amino acids. Lineage: Eukaryota; Fungi; Ascomycota; Dothideomycetes; Mytilinidiales; Mytilinidiaceae. The transcript has a single exon.